Molecule: messenger RNA, 1615 nt
Organism: Ananas comosus (pineapple)
Lineage: Eukaryota; Viridiplantae; Streptophyta; Magnoliopsida; Poales; Bromeliaceae
Product: protein BRASSINOSTEROID INSENSITIVE 1-like
Exons: 1
Coding region: 221-1615 (464 amino acids)
Molecular function (GO): protein binding
Source: RefSeq, a predicted model, not a curated record
UUUCCAAAUUGAAGCAUUUGGAUUGGCAUCAUGCCGGUUGGGACGCAAAUUUCCAACUUGGCUCCAGGGGCAAGCACAACUUGAAUAUCUCGAUCUAUCAAAUAAUCAAAUUGUUGAAACACUUCCUAGUUGGUUUUGGACUAUAUCUCAAUCCCUAAAUUAUGUGGAUUUAUCCAAUAAUCAAAUCAAGGGAAAUUUACCACUUUUAUCAGACCUUACGAUGUUACAGAUGUUGAAUUUGAGCACUAAUCAAUUUGAAGGCCCAUUGCCAUCUUUACCACCUGCUAUUAUGUCAUUGGAUCUAUCCAAUAAUUUCUUUGAAGGUCCAUUAUCAACCUCUUCAUUACCAGAACUAUCCUUCUUGAUUCUUUCUAAUAAUAGUUUCGACAGUACUGUACCACACUCUUUAUGCAAAUCAUUUGAUUUAAUGCUUCUCGACCUAUCAAGGAACAACCUAUCUGGAGAACUUCCUCGUUGUUUAGGGAGAUCACAGGAGAGACUAUUUCUUGUAGAUUUGAUGAAUAACAAUCUUUCUGGAGGAGUUCCUGACUCUGUCUGUUAUCAAGAAAGUUUGUCAUUAUUGAACUUGGACAAUAACAACCUGUCAGGAGAAUUUCCUUCUUCUUUGCAACGCUGCAAAGAGUUAGUUUUUCUUGACCUCGGGCAGAACAAGUUCUCCGGAGCAAUACCGACAUGGAUUGGAGAAAAGAGUUUGUCAUCGCUCAUGCUUCUAAGCUUGCAUUCAAAUAUGUUUUCUGGCAGCAUUCCCCCACAAGUUCUACAGCUUGGAUAUCUUCAAGUGUUGGAUCUUUCUCAUAACAAUCUUUCAGGGAUUAUACCCCGAUCUAUUGGCAACUUUAGUUGGACUGCUUUGGAAAGAGGAGGAAAGACAGAAGAUGUGGAACAUUUAGAACAAGGAAGAUUCUAUAGCUUUUCAGCUAGUUUUUUGCUCGUCAUAAAAGGGGAUCAACGUCUCUAUUCAAACAUUCUAGACCUUUUGGACAGCAUAGAUCUUUCUAAUAAUAACUUAUCUGGGGAGAUUCCUGACGAGAUUGGAGAUUUGUGGGCACUACAAAACUUAAAUUUGUCACAAAAUUACUUAUCAGGAAGUAUUCCAGACAAUGUCGGCAAAAUGAAGUAUUUGGAAUCUCUCGACCUUCGAAUGAACAAUCUUUCUGGCACUAUUCCGCAAAGCCUUUCCGCACUGACUUAUUUGAAUCACUUAAAUUUGUCGUACAAUAAUCUAUCAGGACCGAUUCCGACAGGAAAUCAACUGCAAACCCUUCCUGACCCGUCCAUUUACAUUGGCAAUCCAUAUCUUUGUGGACCACCGAUUACUAAAAAUUGCUCUACAAAUGAAACAAUUCAUGGUUUUAGCGAAGGGCCGACAAACACAUCUAACAAGUUUGAAAGAUUAUCGCUCUAUGUCAGUGUGAUAUUGGGAUUUAUCACAGGAUUUUGGGCUGUUUCUGGUAGUCUAUUAAUCAGCAAAUCUUUCAGGUAUGGUUAUUUCACUUUGAUUGAUACGACGUAUGAUAAGCUAUAUGUUGCAGUCGCAUUAGCUCUCGCUAGAUUGAGGAGGAGAUGUGGAAAAUUUGAGCAAUCUGAAUCGUAG